AUGGCUGUCACUCAUGGAAGCAAUGCUCCUAAGAAAGACACUCCAACAAAAAAUAAGUCUGGGCAUAAAGCAAAAGGAAAGGCUCCUACUGAUUUCCCAAUUGUUUUCUGCCAGUGUUGUGUCUCUGAGUUCAUGUUCCCAAAAAACAUGAAUAAGACUUGCAAUAAUUUGCAAGGUUCUGAAAAUGCAUGUCAAAACUGUGCCCGCAAUAAGAAAAGCUGCUCUGAUUUCCCCGAUGCAAUGCUGGAGCAGGUAGUUGAGAUGAUGAGUGCAUAUGACAAAUGGGCUAGCACAACAAAUAUGACUGUGAAAGCUGCUCAUGAGAAAAGUAUUAUCACCAUUGCAGCUGCAGUCAGUGAGGAAUUGAAAGUUGUUUUGGCCAGUAUGCCAAAAGAAACUGUUUCCAGAGAAGCAUCAUCUGCCAUGUCUGCUGAGAAUAUAGAUCUUCUGAUCCAAAUGUUGGAGACUCUGAAGCAGAUCCAGAAGAUUCAAGAAGCCACAUUUACUUCUGUUGAGGCCAUCAGGAAAUCUAUUGAGAUAAAAACUUCCUCAACAAAUGGCAUUGGCAAUUUCUGA
Molecule: messenger RNA, 576 nt
Organism: Uncinocarpus reesii 1704
Lineage: Eukaryota; Fungi; Ascomycota; Eurotiomycetes; Onygenales; Onygenaceae
Exons: 2
Coding region: 1-576 (191 amino acids)
Source: RefSeq, a predicted model, not a curated record